This is a messenger RNA of Strongylus vulgaris, 336 nucleotides long. NCBI's taxonomy places the organism in Eukaryota, Metazoa, Nematoda, Chromadorea, Rhabditida, Strongylidae. The record is from the annotation of a GenBank genome assembly.
UUCCGCCGAGGUGGCUAUGGACGCCCUGACAUCCUACCUCCUCCACCACUUGAUACAGGAUUCCCAAUCCAAGAACCGCUUCCACCACCACUUCCACCCAGUGGUGGUGGAUAUGGACGCCCUAGCUAUGGUGGCGGUGGAUUUGGUGGCCCAAGCGGAUUUACCUCUGUCAACGUUUACGAUCGUCCCUCUGGUGGUGGUUAUGGAAGACCCAGUGGAGGUUAUGGAAGACAAAGUUUCGGCGAUGAUGGCGGUUUCGGAGGCGGAAGCGGUUUCUCAGGACCAUUCGGCGCUGGAAAGUAACAAUCUCAAAUUUUCUGCUUGGCACGGGUAAUC